Nilaparvata lugens (brown planthopper) is the source of this 3542-nucleotide messenger RNA. RefSeq lists its product as uncharacterized. Bases 294 to 1562 code for a protein of 422 amino acids. The record is from RefSeq and is a predicted model, not a curated record. NCBI's taxonomy places the organism in Eukaryota, Metazoa, Arthropoda, Insecta, Hemiptera, Delphacidae. The transcript has 9 exons.
AUGAUUAUUAUUGUUAUUGGUGUAAAUGGUCAUGGUGGACUCGCCGAAUUAUAGAAGCUAUUUUCUUACAAUUUCUUAGGUUUUUGGUACGGUCUUAUAGUUCCUGGCCCAAUUUGAAGAAUUGGAGGAUUUUUUCUAAUCAUAUAAUUUAUCCAUUGUCAGGCCACAAUGUACUAUACCGCGCCAGUUGCUUAUGUGGACUCUAUUAGGCGCAGGAAUGCGGCGCACUUGAUGACUGCCGGGUUGACAGAAGAGCAGAAGAACGGCCUCACUGGUCCUGAGGUGGCGUUAGUAUGAAGAAGACAGCAGCAACUAGCGGAUGUAGUCGUAGUAAGCCUCCUUCGGUUAGGAAUUAUUUGAGCGCCAAAUCACGGCCCCAGUCUCACCUAGGCGUAGAACGAGCUCCCUUCCUCUCCCCCAACCAUCACGCGUCUGAUAGACUAGUCAGCAUGGCUGAGAAACCAGAGUUACAAGGUGUAGAGAGUAUUGCCGCCUUGAAGUCCUCACCAAAAGAAGUGACUGAUUGUAUGAGAAGUUGGCUUUCAUUUAUACAGAUGUUGAAAGGAGUGUGUGCGAGCGGUGCGCAGUUGAGCAGAAACCUGGGCUCGCUGUCGUGUGAUUCGUCAGCGUGCCGGGGGCGGGCGGAGCGAGUUCGGGCCAUGUGGCAGCAGCUGAGUGCCGCCACCGAUGCCGCCUCCGCCCUCGUGCAUGGCCAGGCGGUCGCCGCCCUCCAGGAGGUCCAUCUCGGCCCGGACCCACCCCUUGACGCCGAUCAGGCAGACAUCAAUCAGCAAGCAGUGUGCAGCGGCCUGGUGACGAUGAUCAACCUGCAGUACCAGUUCAGCGUGGCGUGUUGCGAGUGCCUGUCGCAGGCAGCACAGUGCCACUGUUCGCCGCCUCACGCCGAGGCAGACUGGGACGCAGUGGCCCGCUGCUACGCAUCGUGCCGCCUCCAGCAGCCGCCUCCCGGCCUUCAGCCGCCUCCUGGACUCCAGCCGCCGCAGCGCCGCUGGUCGGAGGCGGCAGCCGCAGCCGACAGGGGCGGAGAGGCGGCGGCCGCGCUACGUCGCUGGUCCAUGCCUUGGAAACUCGCGCUGCCCACGUCUACCAACCCUGAGCGCAGUCGAUCCAUAACGCCUGAAACAGUUUGGCACACAGCUCUUGCCAGUCAGGAAGAGCUGCAAGAUGUGAUAUCCCUGCUGGCAGCCAAACCACCUCCCCCCCGGCGGCCCCCCUACACACAACCUCCCAGUGGCGGAGCGAUGAGUGACAGUUGCCAUGGCUCCGAAGCCAUUCCCAGGCCAAGCUUCUCAUUCACUCACAGAGGCAGUUGGUGGGGAGGAGGAACAGAGGGCGAUGAGCUGGAUAUCGGGACGCUGGCGUCUCGUAAAAGCAGCUCAUCGACUGACUCUUCUUCCUGCUAUUCCAUUCACAGUCGCUCCUCUGGAUCUGCCUCAGAGGAGCUCACACACGGACAACGAUCUCACCUUUAUUCUAUGUGGAGUGGAAGCGACCUUCCCUUCAUCAAACUUCCUGAAUCAUCAGAAAACACCGAAUCAUGAUUCAGUCAUUGUCACCUCUGUGAAACCAGCAUACUAGUUGUGUCAGUAUUAUAUGUUGACAAUCGUAAGACGGCCAUUCUGUAUGUUCUAUGUCAAUUGAGAUUCUCAAAUCUCACUUAAGUAUUUCUUUCUGCAUGCUUGUUAUUUAUUGGUUAGUUUCUUAGUAACGUACACAAACCCUCAGUAUCCUAAUAAUUAUUCGAAAGUCAAUCUCCUCAUAAAAAUAAAAAUAUUAUGUAAAACUCGUGAUGUGGUGGGAUGUUUGAAUGUUCUCGUCAAUAAAUUGUGUCGUAUACGUUAUAUUAUAGAUGUUGAUUGGUGUCAAGGAUUCAUGAAAUGUUAUCAAUUUAUCAAUCUUGAUGAAAUUAUUGUCAGCUUUUCAAACAUUUGCUCAAUAGAAUGUGUUUCUCUUCUAACAAGUUGUCAUGCACUAAUAGUAGGAUAUUUGAAUGUACCCAGCAAUCCACUUUCUCUAUAAAAUGAGAUAAUAUCACUUUAGUAUUGAUCAAUAUUUCUCAAGUGAAAUGUGUUGUGUCCCAUGAAAGUGUGAACUUCAAUGAUUUCUUCGUAACUGAUAUAUCGAUAAUGUAUUCAUUAAUCAUAUAUUCAUUUUAUAGUCUGUUUUAAACAUUAUUAGAUUCACCAUAAGAUCUUAUUGGUUUACUGUGUUUAUAAUAAUAAUGUAAUAAUUGGUGUAAUUUAUUCAUUUUUUGGAAUUAUCAGUUUUGAUUAAAAUUUAAAUAAUUUGUAGUAUAUGGCCUGUACAAUCAUUUUAAUAAAAUAGAUCUUAGCGUUAUUUUUAUGGUGCUUUAGCAUUAUUUAUCAGUGAUGUUGUAAACAGUUGCUCAAAUGUGUAUAAUGAGUUGAUUAUUCGAACUUUCAAAGCACAAAUUUUCAACUAUUUAGUCUACUCAUUUGUAAAUGUUUUGUGUUACAUGAUUUUUUAGUGUGCAUGAAUAUAACCUAUAAAUUUGAUCAUCUCAUUAAACCUUGAUUGGGAAAUUGUUUGGAGCGAAUAUUUAGUGCACUGUCAACAUGAGUUCAAUCAAUUCAUCCAUAUUCAGUACAUGUAACUGUAGUGAAUACACAACUGUAGAUCUUAGAAUAUUCAAAAUCUAUAAAUUUCUGAAAUUAAAUUUAUUUCUAUUCAAUUAAACACGAAACAAAAUUCAUAAUGUUUGCAACUCUUUGGAAUCGAAUGCUUUCUAAGUGAUGUUCCUCUUAUGAAUCUGUACUAAAAAUGAAAUCUUUGACUUUAUAAAUCCACUUUAAAAAAGGUUAAAUUUUAGUCUUAGGCUUUCAGUAAUCAGUAAUGUAUGAUUAAAACUUAUUCAUUUUCACUGUGUUAGCUAACUCACAUCACUUAUGAGUGAAAUUAACUUUUGAACGUGAAGAGUUUUAAUUUUAAAUGUAGAGCAGAAAAACUAAAUUUCUAACAGCAUAUAAUAUUGAAUCAUACCUUACUUUAUUAUUAAAGUAAUUUGUUUUUCUAUGAGCUUACAAAGUAAGAAAAGAGCUUUAAUAACAUAAUAUGCAUUCUUUAUCAUUUAAUGACUGUUGGACAGACAUUAUUUAGUCAAUUGCAUUUUUUCAUCCUUAUUCAAACAUGUUCUUAUUGUACUGUCAUGCUAUUAAUUUUGUUGCAUUCAAUCGAUUUGCCAGUAAAUAAGUUACCUUUGUUCUCAUUCAAUCAUUACUGUAGCAAAUAGUUAUGAAUUUAAACGAUUUUAUAGCUAUUAUAACUUUCUUGGCUAGUUUGUAUACCUAGUGAUAAAUAAGUCUUUUCAUGCAGCAACUGGUUUGCUGCAUAUAAAAUAUAUGUCGAUUUUUAAUGUUGUAAGUCAAUUUGAGUAUGUGUUUUGUUCGAUGAUGUGGUUUUUGAAUUAGAUACAUGAAUGUGGUUUGUAAACUAUGAAUGUGUCUGAACAAUUUAUGUAAUACUUGGACUAAUUAAAUAAUUAAAUGAAAGUUGUUUGGUGA